AUGGUCUGCUAUAUUAUUUAGUUGGUUACGUCGCGUUGAGGCAAUCUACGCUGUGGUAACAUCAACGGUGGCAGUUUGGCUGCCAGAGUGGCCGCGAACUUUUGCCAGUGACAAGCUACCGUCGCGACUAGGCGCCGUUUUCUUUUAGUUUGUCCCGUCCUAAACUGUUUAGCGCUUUUUUUUAUCAAUCGUUCUCUUAUCUAUCAUCCGCGGUGUCUAAAAGCGUGGGAUCUGUCGUCGAUCGAUCGAGAUUCGAUUUUAAUUACACAAUUUUUCUCACCGCAAAAGAUGCCGUCAAUUAGGAAUCGUCUGGGCCGUAUAACAUGCAGACAAGUGUUAAACAUAAUGGUGAUCCUCGGUUUUAUGCUGAACUACAUGUUACGCGUCAACCUGACGAUCGCCAUUGUAUCGAUGGUAAUUCCGAGCGGCAACGAUACUUCAGACUCGAAUGUUCAUAACGCGUCCAGCGAGUGCUUCGAACGGGCAAUCGCUGAUAAUGAAUCGUCGAACUCUACGAUCUCUUCGGUCGAUCGUUCACCGAAACUCGGCGAAGAUAUAAUUCAGACAAGGUAUCCGUGGAACGAAUACCAGGUGAACCUUAUAUUAGGUAGCUUCUUCUGGGGUUACAUAUGCACUGAAUUACCAGGUGGCAGGCUCGCGGAAGUGGUAGGGCCUAAGAGGGUGUUCGGGUACAGUAUGCUACUGUCGAGCGCUAUCACAUUCCUGACACCCUUGUCAGCGAUUUACGGCUAUGAUGUGGUCGCCGUCUUGAGGACCGUACUUGGAUUCUUGCUGGGAGCCACUUGGCCUGCUAUGCAACCGAUGACCGCUCGAUGGAUACCACCUACGGAACGUAGCAAAUUCGUCUCCAACAUGAUGGCUUCGUCCCUUGGCGCAGCGUUAACGAUGCCGAUGUGCGGGUUUUUAAUAGCCUCCUUCGGUUGGGAAUCAGUAUUCUAUGUAACCGGGACCAUAGGGAUUGUGUGGAGUAUAGCUUGGUUCCUCUUAGUAUUUGAUUCUCCGGCGCAACAUCCGAGAAUCUCUCUUGAAGAGCGUAGGUACAUUGAAGAUUCGAUAGGUACAACAUCCACGACAAAGCGAUUACCAGUUCCGUGGAAGUCUAUCUUGCUGUCUGUCCGCGUUUGGUCUAUCGUCAUUACUCACUCGUGCAACGUGUUUGGAUACUUUACCGUUGUCAACCAACUACCGACUUACAUGAAGUACAUCUUGAAUUUUAACAUAAAACAGAACGGACUGUUGUCCUCCUUACCGUACCUCGGCAAAUACAUAUUCGCGGUGACGACAUCCACUGUCGCUGACUAUCUCUUCAAAACGAAGAGGCUGUCAGUAACGGCCAUCCGGAAGAUCUUCACCAGCUUUGCUGUCUUCAGUCCAGGACUGUUGAUGAUCAUCCAAGCGAAUUACGGAUGCGAUCGAGUAGUAUCUGUUUCAAUCUUCACGAUCGCUUUAACUAUCAACGGCGCAGUAACCGCUGGCUACCUAGGGAACAGUUUGGACAUCGCGCCCAACUUCUCUGGUACUAUCUUCGGUAUAAUGAAUACGCUCGGCUCUUUGGGAGGAUUCCUAAGCAGCUACAUGGUUGGAUCCAUAACGUACAAGAAUCAGAGCUAUCAAAGUUGGAGUACAAUUUUUUUUAUACUGGCGUCGAUUUAUAGCUUUGGUGCUAUAACGUUUUUAGUGUUCGGUACCGGCCAAUUGCAAAAGUGGAACAAUCCUGAGCAGGCUCAGAACAGUAAUCUUCCUAACGUGCACAAGACACCAGGAAAAGAAGAAUCGGUACCUUUGAAGGACAAGACGGUACCCUAAAAAAUGAUCUCUGAAGACAUAGAAAUGUAGAUUUCCAGAUUUUCCAGACGAAUGGUCGAAGAACAAAAAAAAUCCAAAGCAGGACCCGAGUGGGAUAUUACAUGGUUUGUAAGAAUGACAGAGUAUAGAGAUUUUAUAAUUUUAAUACAACAGUUUUUGAAGUGCGAAAGUAUUAAUACAAUCUUCCGAAUUAGUCGUGGGAGUGUAAACCAUUUAUGUAAUACAAAACUGCGAUACGUCUUUUCGACCUGUAGAUUUUGUGAGAAAUCAUUAUUUCAAUUUUGAUACAAAUUAAUCGCAUUUUUUCACGCUAUUUGGAUACAAUUUCAUUUUAUUCAUGCGUUUGUGCACAGACCGAAGAACACAUGGCGCACAGAUUCAAGUGGCGCAAGUCCAAACGAUCGAAGCAUCGCGCGGCGCUGCGCCGCAUCGCACUGUGCAUUCAGUUCAGGAGGUUCAGGAGCAGGUUCGAGUUCCGAAGUUCCGAGUCGGGUCUCAAGUCUCCUCGUGAGAUGAAGCGACGCGGCGCGGCGCACCCGCGUCGCGAUGACCGGCGUACAGGCGCCGCGCGUUGCGGUGCACGCUCGCCGUGACGCGUGGCGCUGCGGCGCUACGCCGAUGUGCCAGGAGGGCAGACCGCGUAAGAGUUUGUUCGACGAGCGGCUCGUUCGUUCCUUGUCUUUCCAUGUUCUCUCUUCUUCCAGCGCAACUCGCGAUUGGGCCAGCAGGUCACGCUGGCUCUCCGAUAUAAUACCUACUGGAUACGUGUGGUAAUUCAGACGAUUGCCCACCUGAGAUCCAUUCUUCAUCUCUCUUAUCGUCUCGGCAUCUCAUAUAAGUACAUCGUAUGUAGUUCAUGUUUCAUCGUAUACUAUUUUUUCACAUAAUACAUUGAACGUUUCCAAUUGCUUUAAUGAUUUGUAGUACAAAAAAUACAUAAGGAUAAUUUAUUAUUUAACUAUCACAAAUUCUUUAUAAUGUCUAAUUACUAAGCCAUUUAGCGCAAUUUAAUGAUCUUUGAGGACACACCGUUUCGAUGUCAAUAAGAUCUAAAGUAUUAUUAGAUAUUAUGUCUUAUUAUUUAAGCUUUUAGACUUACAAGAAGAACAUCGCACUUUCUUUUUAAGAAGAUCUCUUCCUGAAAUCGCUUUCGACAGUUUCAAAUUUAAGCGCAGUAAUGUACUAUAAAAAUGGGAAAAUUGUAAGUGGAAUAAUGUACUAUAAAUAUGGGGAAAAAUAAAUGAAUGGGAAAUGAU
Molecule: messenger RNA, 3083 nt
Organism: Ceratina calcarata
Lineage: Eukaryota; Metazoa; Arthropoda; Insecta; Hymenoptera; Apidae
Product: putative inorganic phosphate cotransporter
Exons: 8
Coding region: 289-1827 (512 amino acids)
Biological process (GO): transmembrane transport; monoatomic anion transport
Cellular component (GO): membrane
Molecular function (GO): transmembrane transporter activity
Source: RefSeq, a predicted model, not a curated record